Messenger RNA from Oppia nitens, 2224 nucleotides. Its product is annotated as neprilysin-4-like. Lineage: Eukaryota; Metazoa; Arthropoda; Arachnida; Sarcoptiformes; Oppiidae. The transcript has 19 exons. Gene Ontology annotation, molecular function: metalloendopeptidase activity. The record is from RefSeq and is a predicted model, not a curated record. Gene Ontology annotation, biological process: protein processing. Gene Ontology annotation, cellular component: plasma membrane. Bases 7 to 2169 code for a protein of 720 amino acids.
CGACUAAUGAAGUCAUCCACUGGUCAAACGUGUCGAUUCUCGGCAUUAUUUAUAAUAGCAAUGAUUGCUAUUAUAUGUCUAACUGUAGUUUUACUUAGAAGACAUGUUCGUGUCCAACAAAAUCUGUGUCUGACCUCAGAUUGUAUAACUGCGGCCUCGGAUUUGUUGAAAAGUAUGGACCGAACGGUAGAUCCUUGUAAUGAUUUUUUUGAGUACGCGUGCGGCGGUUGGACUCAUCAUAACAACAUCGAUGAGGAUGAGUCCCGUACCGACACAUUCACAAUCAUGAGAAAUCAGUUAACAAAUAAAUUAAAAUCAAUUUUGGAGACACCGAUUGCCGACAAUGAAUCAAAUAGCACUAAAAAAGCCAAAACUUUAUAUCAAUCGUGUAUUAAUGAAGAGCUGAUUGAAAAGAGAGGAUCUGAACCAUUGGUGAAAUUGUUGAAAGAAUUGGGUGAUUGGCCUCUAUUGAUGACCAAUAAUACGAGCAAUACUUACAACAAAAAUAAUGAACUUUCAAUGAAUUGGGUCAAACUUAUGGGAACACUUAGACAGUACAACAAUGAAAUCAUAAUCGGCCACAAUGUUGGUCCCUAUGAAUAUAAUGCAUCCACUUAUGCUAUUAAGCUAUAUCCGGCAACAUUAGGGCUAUCGAGUGCCGAUUUUUAUCAAAACACUAGUAGUCGUCAAUACAAAGCAUAUCAUAAGCUGAUCCAAGAGUACACCAAACUAUUGAACGCACCGUUAGCUACCAUUGAGUCCGAUAUAGAGGAUAUACUGCUUUUUGAGUCACGACUGGCCAACAUUUCACGACCUUUUGAAAAGAAUGGGGGCGCCGCCUAUCAACGCAUGUCUAUUAGAAAACUAUCGCGUUUAGUGCCUAAUAUUAAUUGGAAAACCUACUUUGAACUGGCCAUACCGGUGCCCAUCAAUGAUACUGAAUCGGUAGGAAUUUAUGGUCUAGAUUAUUUUAUUGAUGUCCAGGAGCUGGUUGAUCAAACAAAUCAACGUACCAUGGUUAAUUAUUUAUUAUGGCGAUUUGUAAUGAACCGUGCUAAUAAUUUGGACUCCAGGUUUGAAAAAGUACAACAGGAUUAUUAUAAAGAAAUAUUUGGUACAAAAAGUCAAUCAGCCAGGUGGAAAAAAUGCAUUGAUUAUGUUAAUAAUAAUAUGGGUAUGGCUGCCAGUGCACUGUAUGUUCAUCAAUACUUCACCAGCGAUAGUAAAGCUAAGGCUGAUGAAAUUAUCGAAAAUAUUAAACUUGAGUUUUAUAAAAUAUUAGAAGAGAUAACAUGGAUGGACCAGGAAACUAAACAUGAUGCUAAGACCAAGGCAACUGUUAUGGAACAACAUAUAGGUUAUCCAGAUUAUUUAAAUGACAAUGAUAAAUUAGAUGAGGAAUAUGCUCAUUUUAACUUUGAAAUUGACAAAUACUUUGAAAAUGUUGUGGGAUUUCUAAAAAAUUCAACAAAUAAAACACAAUCAAAAUUAUUUACUGAAGUCGAUAAAGACAAGUGGACUAUUAUGCCCAGUGUAGUUAACGCACAUUAUCAUAGAUAUAGAAAUUUGAUGAGCUUUCCAGCAGCUGUAUUGCAAACUCCAUUAUUUGACAAAAACUAUCCAAAUUCAUUAAAUUAUGGAGCUAUUGGUUCCAUUGUCGGUCACGAACUAACUCAUGGUUUUGAUUCAAAUGGACGUCACCAUGACCAAUAUGGUAAUCAACGUUUAUGGUGGCACCCAAAUACCAUUGACCGGUUUGUUAGCAAAUCUCAGUGUAUGGUUAACCAGUAUAACAACUAUACAAUUAGAGUCCUGAAUGAGGAUCACAAGAUCAACGGUAUGCUUACAUUAAGUGAAAAUAUCGCAGAUAAUGGAGGAAUUAAGCAAUCAUUUCGUGCUUUCAAGAAACUGGAGCUUAAGUACGGCGCCGACCGUUUGCUUCCCGGUGUGAAUCUCACACAGAAUCAGCUCUUCUUCUUAAAAUAUGCUCAGAAUUGGUGCCAAUCGAUGACAGAGGAGGGGAUGUUAACUGCAUUGAAAACAUGGAAACAUACGCCGGGAAAAUAUAGAGUUAUCGGUGCAUUACAUAACUCGCGUGACUUUGCACGUGCAUACAACUGUCCCGAUGGUAGUCCUAUGAAUCCGGUGCACAAAUGCGAGGUUUGGUAACUCUUAGCUUACCGUUCCUAAGCAUUCAGUCCCACCAAAUACAAUACAAACUAAC